Messenger RNA from Beauveria bassiana ARSEF 2860, 816 nucleotides. Its product is annotated as short chain dehydrogenase. The transcript has a single exon. Gene Ontology annotation, molecular function: oxidoreductase activity, acting on the CH-OH group of donors, NAD or NADP as acceptor. NCBI's taxonomy places the organism in Eukaryota, Fungi, Ascomycota, Sordariomycetes, Hypocreales, Cordycipitaceae. The coding region runs from base 1 to 816 and encodes 271 amino acids. The record is from RefSeq and is a predicted model, not a curated record.
AUGGCUAUCAAAGGUCUACUGAAGGGCAAAACCGCGCUGAUCACAGGUGGUACAACUGGCAUCGGUCGAGCGAUCUGUCUGCAAUUCUUGAGGCAGGGGGCAGACGUGCUCGUCAACCACCUCGGUUUAGAACAGGAUCAAGUCCACUUGGACUCGUUGAUUGCAGAAGCCAAAGUGCUACGAGAAGAGGACUCUGAAUCGGGUGUGCUUGCGCAUGAGAUUGGUGACAUACGGCAUCGCCAGACGGCGACCCAGCUAGUUGCCGCUGCAGUGCAACACUCCCGCAAUGGCCGACUAGAUACUUGUGUUAGCAACGCAGGAGUAUGCACAUUUGCCGAUUUUCUGACACUCUCGCCAGAUCUUUUUGAGGUGACGGUGCGGACGAAUCUGGACGGGGCAUUCUAUAUUGUUCAAGCAGCAGCUCGACAGAUGGCUCUUCAUCAAGCACCAUCAGGCGGUAGCAUCAUCGGCAUUUCUUCCAUUUCCGCUCUAGUUGGAGGAGGUUUACAGACUCACUACACUCCCACAAAGGCCGGUGUCACUAGCCUCAUGCAGAGCACGGCAGUGGCUCUGGGCAAAUAUGGUAUCCGGUGCAAUGCGCUGUUGCCGGGAACUAUCCGCACUCAGCUCAAUGAGGAGGAUCUUGCCGAUGAUACCAAAAGGACUUAUAUGGAGGGCCGUAUUCCUCUAGGCCGCACUGGGGCUCCGGACGACAUGGCUGGGCCUGCGGUUUUUCUCGCGUGCGAAGGGUUGAGUGGCUACGUAACAGGAGCCCAGUUACUUGUGGACGGCGGCCUCUUCGUGAAUCUCCAAUGA